AUGGGCAUCCAUGCUGUUAGCGUCAUGCUAGAGGCUCUCAAUAGAGAUGCCCAAAAUGCUACUAUCGCCAAGUUCAUUCCAAAUGAACUUGACGCAGAACGCGAGAAAGUAGCCUUGCUUCACCAACAAGGUUCUCAACAAGAAGAGUUGUUGAGAGAACAACGUGUUCAACAGUUUGCACUGUUGAGACAGCAGCAGGCUGCUGCUGGUGGGUCGAUGCACUCGCGUCGACCCGAGACUUUGAAGAUUGACAUCUCUUAG
Peronospora matthiolae is the source of this 261-nucleotide messenger RNA. Lineage: Eukaryota; Oomycota; Peronosporomycetes; Peronosporales; Peronosporaceae. The record is from the annotation of a GenBank genome assembly.